CACGUGGCCCCGCCUCCGCCCGGCGAACGGAAAUGACGCAAUCCCCGCGCGCCGCCAGGAUGGCUGGGGCAUGGCGGCGGGCACAGGCUACGUUCGGCUGUGGGGCGCAGCGCGGUGUUGGACACUGCGGCGGCCACUCCUGGCCGCCUUGGGGGGACGAACCCCAACUGUGGCCCAGUCCUGGCUGGCCAGGGGUCGGCGGGCCUGUGACGCCUCGCUACCGUGGACUCUGUGGGGUCGAGGCCCCUCGGCCAUUGGUCAAUGGAGGGGACUUUGGGAAGCGAGUAACCGCGGUGGCAGCGGCGCAUUUUCGGGCAAUGAAGACGCCGCCGAAGGCGGCGCGGAGGAUGGGACCGGGAGCUCUGGGGGCAGCGCGGGCGGCGGGGAGGGCCCGGUCAUAACGGCGCUCACACCUAUGAUGAUCCCGGACGUAUUCCCACACCUGCCGCUCAUCGCCGUCACCCGCAAUCCGGUGUUCCCGCGCUUUAUCAAGAUUAUCGAGGUUAAAAAUAAGAAGUUGGUUGAGCUGCUAAGAAGGAAAGUUCGUCUUGCCCAGCCCUAUGCCGGUGUCUUUCUAAAGAGAGAUGACAACAAUGAGUCUGACGUGGUUGAGAGCUUGGAUGAGAUCUACCACACGGGGACAUUUGUCCAGAUCCACGAGAUGCAGGACCUUGGGGACAAGCUGCGCAUGAUCGUCAUGGGGCACAGAAGGAUUCACAUCAGCAGACAGCUGGAGGUGGAGCCCGAGGAGCCAGAGGCAGAGAACAAGCAAAAGUCUCGGCGGAAGUCCAAGCGGGGCAAGAAGGAGGCAGAGGACGACUUGGCCACCAAGAGCCAGGUGGAGUUGGUGAUGGAGCCUGACCUGGGUGCCCCCCACGAGGUGCUCAUGGUUGAAGUGGAGAAUGUUGCCCACGAGGACUUUCAGGUCACCGAAGAAGUGAAAGCACUGACGGCCGAGAUCGUGAAGACCAUCCGUGACAUCAUCGCAUUGAACCCUCUUUACAGGGAAUCGGUGUUACAGAUGAUGCAGGCCGGGCAGCGCGUGGUGGACAACCCCAUCUAUCUGAGCGACAUGGGCGCCGCACUGACCGGGGCCGAGUCCCACGAGCUACAGGAUGUCCUGGAAGAGACCAACAUACCCAAGCGGCUAUACAAGGCCCUGUCUCUCCUCAAGAAGGAGUUUGAGCUGAGCAAGCUGCAGCAGCGCCUGGGCCGGGAGGUGGAGGAGAAGAUCAAGCAGACACACCGGAAGUACCUCCUUCAGGAGCAGUUGAAGAUCAUCAAGAAGGAGCUGGGCCUGGAGAAGGAGGACAAGGACGCCAUCGAGGAGAAGUUCCGUGAGCGCCUAAAGGAGCUGGUGGUCCCCAAGCACGUCAUGGACGUGGUGGACGAAGAGCUGAGCAAGCUGGGCCUGCUGGACAACCACUCCUCUGAAUUCAACGUCACCCGUAACUACCUGGACUGGCUGACGUCGAUCCCGUGGGGCAAGUACAGCGAUGAGAACCUGGACCUGGCGCGGGCCCAGGCGGUGCUGGAGGAGGACCACUACGGCAUGGAGGACGUCAAGAAGCGCAUCCUGGAGUUCAUUGCAGUCAGCCAGCUCCGAGGCUCCACCCAGGGCAAGAUCCUCUGCUUCUAUGGCCCCCCAGGUGUGGGCAAGACCAGCAUCGCCCGCUCCAUCGCUCGCGCCCUGAACCGCGAAUACUUCCGUUUUAGUGUCGGUGGUAUGACUGACGUGGCCGAGAUCAAGGGGCACAGACGCACAUACGUGGGAGCCAUGCCCGGAAAGAUCAUCCAGUGCCUGAAGAAGACCAAAACCGAGAACCCCCUGAUCCUCAUUGACGAGGUGGACAAGAUCGGCCGGGGUUACCAGGGUGACCCCUCGUCAGCGCUGCUCGAGCUGUUGGACCCAGAGCAGAAUGCCAACUUCCUGGACCACUACCUGGAUGUGCCCGUGGACUUGUCCAAGGUGCUGUUCAUCUGCACAGCCAACAUCACUGAGACCAUCCCCGAGCCGUUGCGGGACCGCAUGGAGAUGAUCAAUGUGUCCGGCUACGUGGCCCAGGAGAAGCUGGCCAUCGCAGAGCGGUAUCUGGUGCCCCAGGCCCGGGCCCUGUGUGGCCUGGAUGAAAGUAAGGCCAAGCUGUCCUCAGACGUACUGACGCUGCUCAUCAAGCAGUACUGCCGGGAGAGCGGUGUUCGCAACCUGCAGAAGCAGGUGGAGAAGGUGUUGCGGAAGUCUGCCUACAAGAUCGUCAGUGGCGAAGUUGAGUCUGUGGAGGUGACACCCGAGAACCUGCAGGACUUUGUGGGGAAGCCUGUCUUCACAGUGGAGCGCAUGUACGACAUCACACCCCCGGGCGUGGUCAUGGGACUGGCCUGGACUGCCAUGGGAGGCUCCACACUCUUUGUUGAGACAUCCCCAAGGAGGCCCCGGGACAAGGACGCCAAGGGGGACAAGGACGGGAGCCUGGAGGUGACAGGCCAGCUGGGGGAGGUGAUGAAGGAGAGUGCCCGCAUAGCCUACACCUUUGCCAGGGCCUUCCUGAUGCAGCGGGACCCUGCCAAUGACUACCUGGUGACCUCACACAUCCACCUGCAUGUGCCCGAGGGUGCCACACCCAAGGACGGCCCAAGCGCUGGCUGCACCAUCGUCACGGCCCUGCUGUCCCUGGCCCUGGACCGGCCGGUGCGGCAGAAUCUGGCCAUGACCGGGGAGCUCUCCCUGACGGGCAAGAUCCUGCCUGUGGGUGGCAUCAAGGAGAAGACCAUCGCGGCCAAGCGUGCUGGCGUGACGUGCGUAGUGCUGCCAGCCGAGAACAAGAAGGACUUCUAUGACCUAGCGGCCUUCAUCACCGAAGGCCUGGAGGUGCACUUCGUGGAACACUACCACGAGGUCUUUGAUAUUGCCUUCCCUGGGGAGGAGGCCUCACAGGCCCUGGCUGUGGAGCGGUGACGGACCCAGGCCCGCUGGACUGGA
Chrysochloris asiatica (Cape golden mole) is the source of this 2980-nucleotide messenger RNA. RefSeq names its product lon peptidase 1, mitochondrial (gene LONP1). The record is from RefSeq and is a predicted model, not a curated record. Gene Ontology annotation, biological process: mitochondrion organization; chaperone-mediated protein complex assembly; protein catabolic process. NCBI's taxonomy places the organism in Eukaryota, Metazoa, Chordata, Mammalia, Afrosoricida, Chrysochloridae. Gene Ontology annotation, molecular function: serine-type endopeptidase activity; ATP binding; ATP-dependent peptidase activity. The transcript has 18 exons. Gene Ontology annotation, cellular component: mitochondrial matrix. The coding region runs from base 71 to 2956 and encodes 961 amino acids.